Galeopterus variegatus (Sunda flying lemur) is the source of this 1022-nucleotide messenger RNA. RefSeq names its product WD repeat domain 53 (gene WDR53). Gene Ontology annotation, molecular function: protein binding; RNA binding. Bases 48 to 1022 code for a protein of 324 amino acids. The transcript is spliced from 4 exons. The record is from RefSeq and is a predicted model, not a curated record. Lineage: Eukaryota; Metazoa; Chordata; Mammalia; Dermoptera; Cynocephalidae.
AGCGGGAACUACAGGUAUGAGGCUGGCGCCGAGUCUUCUGGGCCAUUAUGGCAGUCAAGUGGACUGGUGGACAUUCUUCUCCUAUUCUCUGCCUGAAUGCAAGUAAAGAAGGACUAGUGGCUUCUGGAGCAGAGGGUGGAGAUCUCAUCACUUGGGGUGAAGAUGGGACUCUAUUAGGACACAUCCAGUUCCAAGGGGCUGAUGAUGUUACUAGUGUCUUAUUUUCUCACUCCCGUCCCACCAAGCUCUAUGCCUCACAUGGAGAAACUAUUAGCAUAAUGGAUGUCAGAUUCCUCAAAAGUUCCCUGGACCAAUUUCAUGUGAACGAAGAAGAAAUCAAUUGUCUUUCAUUGAAUGAAACUGAAAACCUGCUGGCUUCUGCUGAUGACUCUGGGGCAAUCAAAAUUCUAGAUUUGGAAAAUAAGAAAGUUAGCAGAUCCCUGAAGAAACAUUCCAAUAUCUGUUCCUCUAUAGCUUUUCGACCUCGGAGGCCUCAGAGCCUGGUAUCAUGUGGACUGGAUAUGCAGGUGAUGCUGUGGAAUCUUCAGAAAGCCCGGCCACUGUGGAUUACAAAUUUACAAGAGGAUGAAACAGAAGAAAUGGAAAGCCCACAAUCACCUGGUCAGCUCUUAAACCCUGCUCUAGCCCACUCUGUCUCUGUGGCAUCGUGUGGUAAUAUUUUUAGUUGUGGUGCAGAAGAUGGUAAGAUUCGAAUCGUUCCUGAAGACCGGAAAGAUCCAGAGGUGUUCCAAGUCCGGACUUGGCUGCUGGAAGCCAUGUUUGGCACAGAUGGAUCUCAAAUGCCUUACAUCCAGCAAGUGAGAAAGGCCAUGCUCAAGCUGAAGGCUCUGGAAUCCUCAGACCUCACUGAAGCCGUGGUUUACAGCUCUUCCUUGUGUAAGCUCUGGACCAAGUGCAUGCUCCAGUUCAUGACUGAGUGGCACUGCCAGCGGCAGGAGCAAGGGUUGCUCAAGCUUGAGGAAGCCAUGAAUGCCGUCGAACUAGGUCCCUGGGUGAAGUGA